CAGAAGAGUUAAGCUGAGAACGAACAGAAAGAUGGAUCGCUGCCAUUAGCCGCGACGACAUCACUUCGAAGGAUGUCCUUAGUAAUGAAAGAAUCUGUGAACAACACGUCGUGUCAGGACAAUCCGCAAAACCUUGGGAUAAGUACAACGCCGACUGGGUUCCUACUUUGACUCGCAGGAAGACAAAAUAUCGACAGGAAAACUACGAAAUUAAAGAGGAAGAAGGACUUUGAAAUGGGGACUGGAGCUUCAAAAACUGGGAAGCCAAACGAUGAGAACACUGAUGGACAAAAGAUGGUGUUACAAAUCAUAAACAAGUGCGUAAAAAACGAUGGGUCGAAAGUUAAGCCAUCUCCUAGCGUGGAGCUGGAGGUUGAUAUUCGAGACAUGGCCUCUCCCGAUAUCAAUGUUAUGUUCAUCUGUAGUGAGUGGGGCUCUACAAAGGGAGGUCUCUCUACUUUCAAUAGAAAGCUGGCCGUGAAUCUAGCGAAAGUACCAAACGAAAGAAUCAAGGUUCACUGCUACGUAUCUGAAAGCAGUGAGGCGGACAGGCGCGAUGCAAGCAGUAAAGGAGUGAAUCUCAUUACUGCUGAACGCUCUCCGGGAUCUAGUGGUCCGUUGGACUGGCUAAAAACUCCGCCGCCAGAUCUAAAGCUAGAUAUCGUAGUAGCUCACGGCAGAAAAUUUGGUAGUGCCGCUUAUUUCAUUCAAAAGAUCACAAACUGCCGUUGGAUACAAUUCGUGCAUGUCUAUUGCGAAGCACUCGGAAAAUACAAAUUAGAAUCCGGCUUCACGGGAGAUGCAAUUGCAGAUAACGAAGAGAAGAAUCGACGAGAACUAGAGCUCUGCAAAGCAUCCAAUUUAGUCGUUGCAGUAGGCUCUCUAUUACAAAGAAAAUAUCAAAGAAGCUUGCCAGAUAUCAAGGUAGAAGUUAUUACUCCAGGGAUUUUCGAAGAGUAUACUAAUCUGACUGCAACGCAAUCCGUGCGUAAAUUAACAGAGGAAGAGUUUAGCAUCUUUAUUUUUGGUCGUGGAAGCUUUGAGGACUUUGCUCUUAAAGGGUAUGAUAUAAUUGGAAAGGCUGUGGCUUCACUGGAAAGAAAAUUCGAGCUCACAUUUGUCGGUGCAAGACAAGAUGAACCACGGAAGAUAGAAGAGUGGCUCCUAGAGGAAACGAAUAUAUCGCGCAACCAGUUAACCAUUCGUGGAUUCUGCAAUCAUGAAGAAAUGAAGAGGAUGUUACGUGAAGCGGACUUAGUAGUCAUGCCAUCUCGCACGGAGGGCUUUGGUCUAGUUGCGCUGGAGACUAUAUCAGCUGGUGUGCCUGUUCUUGUCUCCAGUGAAACUGGAAUAGCCAAAGCCCUCCUAGACUUGGAAGAUGGUAUGUCUGUGGUUGUUGAAUCAGAGAAAUCAGAGGAGUGGGCCAACAGAAUCCUUCGGUUGUCAGAACAGACAGUAGAAGACAGACAUACCAAUGCCUUGCAGCUAAGAGAUCAAUAUAACAAGAGGUAUUCGUGGGAGAAAGAAUGCAAGAGAUUCGCGAAGAUGAUCCUAGACUUGGUGGAAAGUGCUCAAAAUGAACUUCCCUUAAAUAUUUGUUUGACAGGGAACACAACUCUGAGGAAUGCUCUGAAAACACUCAGAGCAGAUAACAUACAAGCUCCCAAAAAUGAAGAUGGGGGGCAGUUAAAUGGAGCUCAAAGCUCUUUAAAUAUAACCGCAGAACAAACAUUUGAAAAAGCCAAGAAAGGACCAAGAAAAGCAUCAGACACUUGUGAUAAAACAGCAGAGCAUACAUGUACAACAGAAAGAAAGCCACCUGGGCAGGGGGCAGUUUCCUGUGUAGACAAUGUAAAGAGAGGAAAGGAAAAAGACCAAUCAGCAGAUCCGGAGACUUCAAAUGAAACAAGAGAACAAAGACAGGGAAACAUGGAAGAAGUGCAAACAGCAGGGAACACUACGCUAAAAGAUGCGGAUGUUCCUCAAGCAGGUCCUACUACGAGUGACAAAAAAGUUCCCAAAGAUGAGAAUGGACAGCAGUCUAAUACAGGUGCAACUUCUGCGAACCAAAACAAGGACGCAAGUGUUGAUCAGCUUCGCUUUGCGGCAAGAAGAGGAGAUGUCUCCGAAAUUGAAUCCCUACUUUCUCGUGGACUUUGUGUUGACUCUAGAAAUAUUUCUAAGCAGACGCCACUAAUGUAUGCUGCUGUGCAUGGCAAGGUAGAGGCGGUGCAGUGUCUGAUCAGUAAAGGAGCUGAUCCGGAUUCACGAGACAACAGAGGACGGAAUUCAUUACAUUGUGCAUCAUAUGGAGGUGGCGUUGGUGUCAUUGAGCUGCUGGUCAGUCACUUGACUGAUAAUGAGCCAAGAGGUACCUCGGGUGAGACGCCGUUAAUGAUAGCUGCUAAAAUGGGUCAGGUAAAGGCGGUACAGUAUCUGAUCAGUAAAGGAGCUGAUCCAGCUUCAUCAGACUACUCUGGAUGGAAUUCGUUACAUUGGGCCUCAAAUAGGGGUCAGGUUGAUGUAAUUGAGCUGCUGGUCAGUCACAUGACUGAUGUUGAGCCAAGAGGUGACCUGGGUGAGACGCCGGUAAUGGUAGCUGCUCGUAUGGGUCAGGUAAUGGCAGUACAGUAUCUGAUCAGUAAAGGAGCUGAUCCGGCUUCAACAGACGACUCCGGAUGGAAUUCGUUACAUUGGGCCUCACGGGGUGAUCACGUUGAUGUUAUUGAGCUACUGGUCAGUCACAUGGCUGAUACUGAGCUAAGAAAUGGCUUAGGUGAGACGCCGCUAAUGGUAGCUGCUAAGGAAGGUAAGGUAGAGGCGGUGCAGUGUCUGAUCAGUAAAGGAGCUAAUCCAGCUUUACGAGACAAAAGUGGACGGAAUUCGUUACAUUUGGCCUCAUAUGAUGAUCACAUUGAUGUCAUUGAGCUGCUGGUCAGUCACAUGAGUGACGUUGACUCAAGAGGUCUCUUGGGUCAGACACCACUAAUGGUAGCUGCUAAGGAGGGUAAGGUAGAGGCGGUACAGUGUCUGAUUAGUAAGGGAGCUAAUCCGACCUCAUCAGACGACUCUGGACGGAAUUCGUUACAUUGGGCCACGGUCAAAGGCAACAAAGACAUUAUUGACAUAUUACUUUCUUAUGGUGUUGAUAUUGAGUCCAAAACCGAAGAUGGUUUGACUCCACUUAUGAUGGCACGACGCCAUGGACUUGAAGGGACAGUGAGAUAUCUUCUUAAGAAAGGAGCCGAGUCUCCAAGUCUGAAUAAAGGAGAAUCAGACAAGUUUUCCUUUACGCAUGCUCAGUGAAGUUAGAGCUUCUCGAGUUGUCUCACACUGUUGUAGAUGCCGAUCGCGAAUAGUUAAAAUAUGUGACCUUGUACCCAGGGCUUUUCCCUCUUUAUGAAAUCGGGGAAAGCUCUGGGAAUGACUUGAAUGAUUGUUUUGAUGGAAACCUUAUGUUGGUACAGUUUCCUAAGGUAAUAUAAAAUGAUAGGCUCUAUCGAGUGUGUAGAAAGUGACAGGUACAGUUUUACCUUCCUCACUGUGUGGAGAAGGCAAUAUUAUGCUAAUUUAUAUUCUAAGAGUAUAUACUACUUAGUAUAUACUUAGAGAACUUUUAUGUAGAAACUUUGUCUUUCAUUAUCAAAGUAAAUGUUAGUUGGACAGAAACUGAUAUCGGAGAAUACGUUUUAAGUUUUCUUUGAUCAGUUUGGAAUUUAUGGACAGAUGUUUCUGUGAAAACUGAUACAGUGCAUUUCGAAAUUAUUACAUUUUUGUUAGUAGAGGAAAGUAGAUGUAAUUAUUUUUAUGGGUAUUUGCAUAAAUUAGUUCACGUUUAAAAAAUUCAGCAAAAAGUAGUUUCAUCUAGAAACAAACUGAGGGUCUUCACAUUUUGUAUUUUGGACAGUUUUUAUUCAUCCCAUUUUGAAAUAUUUUGUAAAUAAUUUUUGAGUAUGUGAUGAGAGUUUAGAUUACCUCAAUAAUUGAUUGUAAGCAAAAUUAUCAUAGCAUUACCAAACUCAGUAUUUUUAUGCAGAAUUUCAAAGUUGUGUUUAUUGUUUUUGGGACUGAAGUUAAACUUACCUGAACUAGGCUACCACACAUUGAAGUUGCUGUAUUUCAAAGCUGUAUUUCGUGUGAUUAAGCUUUAGGAGAUCAAGUUUGGCCUGUGAAAAUUGUAGAACAUAAUGACUGUGAUACAGUUAUACCUGACAUCAGUUUUGUAUUGAAAGAACGAUCUUUGUGACUUUCCCUUGGUGAAAUAUUUUAGA
Stylophora pistillata is the source of this 4271-nucleotide messenger RNA. RefSeq lists its product as uncharacterized. Gene Ontology annotation, molecular function: protein binding. Lineage: Eukaryota; Metazoa; Cnidaria; Anthozoa; Scleractinia; Pocilloporidae. The record is from RefSeq and is a predicted model, not a curated record.